ACUGGAGGCUGAAGGAAGAGACAGAGCAGGCUAACAUCGGGUCAGCAGGUGUUUCCAUGUAGACAUAUGCAUAAGUGUUCGUUAAUAAAAUGUAAUUAGCGGGGUUAUUGGUGACCGCAGUCAGUGAACAGCUUCGGUCGUUGUCAUGGCGAUGCGGCAGGCUUUGAAAGCCGUGCUGAUUGACCUGAGCGGCACGUUGCACAUUGAAGACACAGUGGUGCCUGGAGCCCCGGAAGCCCUCAAAAGGUUACGGGAAACGCCGUUGGCUGUGAAGUUUGUGACCAACACGACGAAGGAGAGCAAGCGGUCGUUGCUGGACAGGCUGCACCGGCUCAACUUCUCCAUCCAGGAGCGGGAGAUCUUCACCUCGCUGACCGCUGCCCGGGGCCUGGUGGAGCGGAGAAGCCUGCGGCCGCUCCUUCUGCUGGAGGACAGCGCUCUGGAGGACUUUGCAGGUAUUGAGACCAGUGAUCCUAAUGCUGUCGUGGUUGGACUUGCUCCCGACCAUUUCAAUUAUCAGACACUCAACAAGGCAUUCAGGCUGAUUUUGGAGGGAGCGCCGCUGAUCGCGGUGCACAAGGCGCGGUACUACAAGCGCAAGGACGGCCUGGCGCUGGGACCCGGCCCGUUCGUGACGGGGCUGGAGUACGCCACGGACGCCCGCGCCACUGUGGUCGGCAAGCCCGAAAAAACCUUCUUUCUCGAGGCCCUCCGGGACCUGGACUGCACACCCGAGGAGGCCGUCAUGAUCGGUGACGACGCCAGAGAUGAUGUAGGCGGGGCCCAAAAUGCUGGCCUUCGAGGAAUUUUAGUCCAAACUGGAAAAUACAGGGCAGGAGACGAGAACAAAAUCAGCCCGUUGCCGUUAGCGACCUGUGCCGGCUUCCCCCAGGCGGUGGACUACAUCCUGGAGCAGCUCAUGUGACCAAUGAAAUGACUCUGAGAGUUAUGUACGGGUAUGAGGUGUGACUCUUCACAGAAACUUCACAGACUCUUUGGAUGCUUAAGGAAUGCUGGGAAACGGUGGGCUGUGCUGAAUGUGAUUGGAUGCAUGGCUGUGUCACAGGCCCUGAAACCUCGCCCCUUUAAAGGAACAGCGCUUAUUAUGAUGAUCCUUUUCUGACUUCACAAACCAGGGCGACUCACAUUAGUGUUUAACCGUGAUGAUGCUUAUAAAAGGCAGUAAAUGUAACAAAACAAUACAAUAAAAUACAUUGAGUUCAGUAUAAACAGGGAAAAA
This is a messenger RNA of Anguilla anguilla (European eel), 1240 nucleotides long. It is a transcript of the gene hdhd2, whose product is annotated as haloacid dehalogenase-like hydrolase domain containing 2. Gene Ontology annotation, biological process: dephosphorylation. Gene Ontology annotation, molecular function: phosphatase activity. The record is from RefSeq and is a predicted model, not a curated record. The coding region runs from base 146 to 925 and encodes 259 amino acids. The transcript has 7 exons. Lineage: Eukaryota; Metazoa; Chordata; Actinopteri; Anguilliformes; Anguillidae.